UAUUACAGGCUGUCGAAUUCGAAUUCAUUCGCCAACGUUUCAAGUCGUGAAACAACUAAGAGUAUUCUAGGGCUGUCGAAUUCGAAUUCAUUCGCCAACGUUUCAAGUCGUGAAACAACUAAGAGUAUUCUAGGGUACAAACAAGUUUUGAAAUUUCAAGUACCAGAAGUCAAAUACAUUUGGAGCAUUAACAAUGAAAAUGAAUAUGCUGCUGUCAUUCCUACCUGUAUUCUUAUUCGCCUGCUAUGUGGUCAUUAGUGCUCAGAAUGAUCCAAAUGAAGAGUUUCUUAAAAUACUGAAUUGCAUUGCCUCAUCUGGAAAUCAAACGUUUUGCGACGAAUUUCUAGUGUGUAACAAUGAGUUGGCUAAACCGUUUUUGGAGGCUUAUGAAGAAUGCGUAAAAAAGUAUCUUCCGAACGGAAUUGGACAUUGUGAUGAAAAUAAUCAAUUGUAUUAUUCUGCUGGAAUACGCAGAUUGAUAAACAGAUGCGUAACGAAAAAAACUAAGGACGUACAACUAACGGAUGAACAGAAAGAAGAAAUGCAUAAAGUGAAGGAAUGCUUAGAAUCUCUUAGUAGCCAGGCUGGCUGUGAAUGAUCCUCUUCAAAUAGUAACUAGACAUCUGGUUUCUAUUUUUACUAUUCAGGAAGAAGACAGAGAGAAAAUUUUGCACUUAUGCAUAAGUUCCAAAAAUCAGUGUAAUGAUAUGUAGCACAUAGGAUGAUUUGUAACGUUAUUGCCCAACACAUAUUUCAAACAGAAUAAUAAUAAUUGAAUUUCA
Argiope bruennichi is the source of this 782-nucleotide messenger RNA. RefSeq lists its product as uncharacterized. Lineage: Eukaryota; Metazoa; Arthropoda; Arachnida; Araneae; Araneidae. The record is from RefSeq and is a predicted model, not a curated record. The transcript is spliced from 8 exons. The coding region runs from base 194 to 598 and encodes 134 amino acids.